This is a messenger RNA of Podarcis lilfordi (Lilford's wall lizard), 35083 nucleotides long. NCBI's taxonomy places the organism in Eukaryota, Metazoa, Chordata, Lepidosauria, Squamata, Lacertidae. The record is from the annotation of a GenBank genome assembly.
GCGCCGCUCCGUGCGCGGGCGAGGGAGGGAAAAGGAGGAGGAGAAGAAGAGCGAAGGCAACCACUUAUUCGGGUUUUGCAAAUGUUUUAACGUUUCAUUCUUUUGCAAGAGGCUCCAUAAAUGACGCUGUUGCAAGGGGGGCGGAAGGAGGGAGGGGGGGCGGGAUGCUUUUGCUACCCCCUCCCUUUGCUCCUUCUCCUGGGAGGUGGAGAGAGAGGGAGAAGGGGAGGGGGAAAUCCCGACGGUCGUAUCCGGCUCGCCGUCUCCUGAACAGCCACGAGAGGCUGCCAAGAGCGGGGCUGGGGUUCGCCCCCUCAGGACCCGCCGCGGACCCGCCAUCCCCCUCACGAGGGGAAAUGGCCUGAGGAAGGCGGGUGAGUCCAGCGGGGCGGCGAGUUAUGGGGGCAGCGCGCGCAAAGAGGUAAGGAGCGAGAGGAGAGGUUUCUUGGGGGCGGCGGGGGGUUUCCAUUUCUGGGGAGUCCCGGGGUGGCAGCGGGGCUUGAAAUGUGGACGUGAGGGGGCUGAAUCCUCUCCUCAUGGAGGUGAGCUUUCGAGUGUCUCGGGUGGUCUUCGUGGUGAGUUAUUGGGGGGCAUUUUUCUUUGGGAAGGGGGCGCACGGGAGAAACGCCGAGGCGCUGAGGGGGGACACCUUGGGAAUGGCCGCUUGGGCAGGCCUCGUCGGCGCUUGGCUUCUUUCCAGGCUCCUUUCCUUGAGGGGGGAGGCGGGGGCGGUGGGGGGUGGUCGAGGGCAAAGGUCCCGGAGUGGCCGGAGGGCAAGGAGAAAGAGGGGCUGGGGUGGCGGCUGCAAGUCGCCCACCUUUUAGCCUGCGCGCUCACAGCAUGCUCCUCCAACUACCCGUACCGUCGGCUGCUGCGAGAAAAUUAGACGCAAACAGGAUAUGGCGAAAAAGAAAUUAUUAUUAUUAUUAUUAUUAUUAUUUAUUAAACGAGGGCAUCAGUUGGUAGGAGGGAGGGAGCGUGAAGAGGUUGGGCCCACAGGUGAGCGAGGACGCAGGUGAUGUGAUUAGCUGGGCCCCCAAGCUGUGCCUAGUGGAUAGCAGUGGUUCUCAAACUUUCUCCUCUGGGCCACACUUUCAGAAAUAAGGCUCACACCAAACUGAUUAUUAUUAUCAUUGGUAAGAAAUGCAUUGAAAAGCAAAAAGGAGCGACUCCUAGUAGGGCUUUUAUAGAUAGAUAGAUAAAUAAAUAGCAGGCAUAGGCAAACUUGGCCCUCCAGCUGUUUUGGGACUAAGGUAAAGGUAAAGGGAGCCCUGGCCAUUAGGUCCAGUCGUGACCAACUCUGGGGUUGCGAUGCUCAUCUCGCUUUAUUGGCCGAGGGAGCCGGCGUACAGCUUCCAGGUCAUGUGGCCAGCAUGACUAAGCCGCUUCUGGAGAACCAGAGCAGCGCACGGAAACGCCGUUUACCUUCCCGCCGGAACGGUACCUAUUUAUCUACUUGCACUUUGACGUGCUUUCGAACUGCUAGGUUGGCAGGAGCGGGGAGCGAGCAGCAGGAGCUCACCCUGUCGUGGGGAUUCGAACCGCCGACCUUCUGAUCGGCAAGUCCUAGGCUCUGGUUUAACCCACAGCGCCACCCGCGACUACAAUUCCCAUAAUCCCUGACCACUGGUCCUGUUAGCUAGGGAUGAUGGGAGUUGUAGUCCCCAAACAGCUGGAGGGCCAAGUUUGGCCAUGCCUGGCAUAGAGCAUAACAAUUUUAUAAUAGGACCAUGGGACAUACCGAAAGCGUAAAACAAGGCAGCGACAUUCCAAUUGUGGGAUGUUCUCCCCAGAGCAUCUUGCCUGGCACCAUCACAAGAAGUCUUUAGGCACCAGGCAGGAACAUUCCUUUUCACCCUGGCCUAUGGCUAUGAAAUAAUCUCUGGCCUGUGACAGUGUGGAGAAGUGGACUGUUGUUAUGAAGAUUAUUUUACUACUGUAUUAGACUGUCUGUCAUUAUGUUUUUAUCACUGAUGUUCUGCAGUGUGUUUUUAAUGUUGCACAUCGCCCUGGGAUCUUCUGAUAAAGGGCAGUCUAUAAAUUGAAUGAAUAAUAAUAAUACAUAAGAACAUGAAUCAUUCCCAAAGUAUGAUUAUAAACAAGCCUCUUACAUCCGUACCUUAAGUACAAACUAAUUAGAGGUGUGAGCUUCUUUUUGCCAGGUAAUCUCAUUUAUACUAGGUUUAAUUUGAGACAAACCAACGCUAAUCUCCUCAUCAACACAAAGAAGCCUUUGUUUUUUUCUGAUCUUCCAUAUUGGUUGGAAAAUAUAUUUUGAAAAGAUACCAAUCCAUACUCUGCAUAUGUGCUGUACUAUAGGGAACUGAAAUGUUUAAAUGUUUCUUUGAUUGUCCUUGAAUCUUCCCACCACAUUUGCCAUACUCUCCUGCCAUGCCAAUUUGGCACACCACACCCUUCGAGAACCACUGGUGUAUGGGGACAUAAUAGGAAGAGUUGGAUGGACAGGCUUGCUGAGAGAGACUCAGGGCCCACCUCGAUGCCUCUGGGAAGGAAGGCCACAAGCAGAGUAGGAAGGCAACAGGCCUCUCUUCCACAGUUGACCCCACCCAACUGGGCACCACCAUUUAAGAAGGAUAUUAACAAGCUGGAACAUGUGCAGAGGAGGCUGACUGAGAUGAUUGAGGGUCUUGAAACCAAGCCUUAUGAGGAAUGGUUGAAGGAAUUGGGUGUGUUUAGCCUCCUAAAGAAGAGACUGAGAGGUGAUAGGAUAGCUGUCUUCAAAUAUCUAAAGGGCUGUCGCAUGGAGGAUGAAGCAAGAGUGUUUUCUACUGUUCUGGAGGCUAGGGCCUGAUCCAAUGGCUUCAAGUUACAAAAAAAAAAGAUUACAGCUAAACAUCAGGAAGAACUUUCUGAUAGUAAGAGCUGUUUGACAGUGGAACAGACUCCUUGGGAGUUUGUGAUAGGGUUGCCAUACGUCCAGAAUUUUCCAGAUAUUGCGGGGGUUCAGCUGUUGGAAACCUUUUCCGGGCGGAAAUCACUGAAAUGUCUAGGAAAAUCUGGAUGUAUGGCAACCCAUGUUGGAAGUGUAGAUUUUUGUGAAUUUCCUUAAAAAUAGCUCAAAAACUUCAUUUUUGUUUGAGAUCUUGCAGUACUUUGGGCAAAACUUUAAAAAGCUCCUCCAAAAAAGCCCCCCUCCAAAACGAACAAAAAUACUCAACAACUUUUGUGUCUGUAUUUUCACUUUUUGAAAAAUGGCAACCCUAGGUUGUGAGCUUUCAUUGGAGGUUCUUAAGCAAAGGUUGGGUGACCAUCUGUCAUGGAUGAUCUAGUUAAGAUUCCUGCCUUGCAGGUGGUUGGACUAGAUGACCCUUGGUGUCCCUUCUAUGUCUACAGUUCGACCAUUUCGAGAUCACGGUUAAUAGCAGCUAGCAAUCAUACCUUCUGAUCUUCCCUCGAAGCUUUCUGAGCUGACAACCAUCAGUUACCCUUACCUCGUGGCAACUAAUCCCACAAGCUGAACAGUUUGAAGAUGUAUAACUCCCUGCCCCCAUUAAUUCCAGUUUUAGUGCAAAAAAGGAACCCAAAAUGCAUGGACUCAGUCCCUCACUGAGCUUGCUUGUGCUUUGCUUGUGGGCAGGUCUGAAAGUUUAGCGCAAAGACACCCUUAAUUGAGCGGGGAAUUGUGCUUGCUCAACCCUGCUGCCAUGGGUGGGCAGAGCUGGAGGUGGAGACAUUCUGAACAGCGGACUGAAUUAAUGAAUGGGAAAAGGUGUGUUUGCAGGGGUCUUUCCCCAAGUAAAACCCGAGGCAGAAACUCAAGUGGGAGUGACCAGUCCCGGACCAAACUGAAAACUGAACAGCUAUGUCUACACUUAAUGGAAAGUGUGGAUGAGUCCUUAGUCUUUUCAUGACUAAGUCAUGCACUAGUCAUAAGGGGUAUUUCCAGUCAGUUAUCCUCUUCUCUUUAAUAAAUUUGGGAGUCAUAAGAUCCACACUCACAGUAGUUACGUAUUGCAAAGGCAGCCAGGCAUCCGUGUGCCACUCUUGAGUUGGCUUUCGGGUAAAGUUCGUAUAUUGUCUGUGCAACUGUUGAAUUUGAAGGCUCUGUGCCAGCACACCGCCGUUACUGUGUAUUCAUGUAAACCAGGGGUAGGCAACCUAAGGCCUGGGGGCCGGAUCCGGCCCAAUCACCUUCUCAAUCCGGCCUAUGGACGGUCUGGAAAUCAGCAUGUUUUUACAUGAGUAGAAUGUGUCCUUUUAUUUAAAAUGUAUCUCUGGGUUAUUUGUGGGGCAUAGGAAUUCGUUCAAUUUCCCCCCCCAAAAUAUAGUCCGGCCCACCACAUGGUCUGAGGGACGGUGGACUGGCCCAUGGCUGGAAAAGGUUCCUGACCCCUGAUGUAAACCUUAGGAUCAGUAACCUAUUACAUUUCCCUUUCAUGUGCAAAGCCAUUAAGAGGUCAAGUGGUCAAGGGGGUUAUUCAGUACUAAAUAGCUUGUUUUUAUUUUUAUUAAUGCAGCGUUCUGUAAACUGCCUUGAGACCCCUGGUAUAGGGUGGUAUAUAAAUUCAAUUAAUAGUAGAAUGAAUGAAUGAAUGAAUGUACCACAAAACAGAGAAACAGCCAGGAUUUAUUUUCUAUAAACAGAUUUUGUGUACCCCAAAUAGAUCAGGCGUUAUAUGGCUCCUUAUGUUUAGAAUGAUGCUCAACAUGUAUCGUAGGAAGUGAAUCUCACCGAGUUUCAGUGAGACUUAACUUCCUAGUAAAUACGCUUAGGAUUGCAGCCUUUGUCUCCCUGGAAUUUCUGUCUUGAUGUUUUCUGUUGUGGUUCUUGGCUGUGAUAGCUGUGUCUGGACUGAGCAAAUGAGGGGUGUUUCCUUUAAUUGCGGGGGGAGGGCGGAGAGAUGAAGGAGAUAUUUUACUACCCCAAACUCUUUCCGUAACACAAUCAUCUCACCCGGUAGGCUGGGGGAAGAUUGCAAGGCUAUGAAUGCAAAGGGGUUGGUACAGACACGUUUCAGGUUGUUGCUACUCAUAAUCUGCCUCCGUGAAAGACAGCUGCGCGUCACCCCCGCUGAGUGGUCUAGAUGCAUAUAAUGUUCAUGCCCUGUAAUAGGGGGAGGAGAAAAGGGCUGUGCCGGGUUGCCUCAAACAAUAGCGAGCCUGGAACGUCUUUCUUCCGCUGUCAAAACUUGUUUUCUCAUGAGCACGGAAAGCACUCUGCUUCCCUGGGAAUGCCUGUUGUCCUAAUGACGAUUCUGCCACAUUUAGAAGCGCUCCGAUGUUUGUCUUGCUUCAUUGUCCUUUUACGUCCCAUAUCUCUCGAUGCCUCCUUGGCUUGAACUGGUUUCCCCCCCUCCUGGAAACGGCUGGAGACGGUAAGUAUUUGCGCCAGAUGCAUGCAGACACAGACUCGUCCUUUCAACAAAAGAAGCAUCCAUUAAUGGGGGGAAACUUUGGAUCUUUUGAGUGAGCUUGGCUUUCAAGAACAGAUGUGGGAGUUUCGUUUUUUGAAAAGGGAAAAAAAAAUAAGCAGUUCAAGUUCUAGGUGUGAACAGGAUAUUGAUUUGUAGGUUUUUCCCCCAGGGGGUUUCGACAGAGGGAACAUUGCAGCCGUGAACUUUGUCGGUUUGAACCCACUGAUACAAAAUCUUUAAUUGAAUUAAAGUGUUUUGGGAGGCAUAUGGAGAGUAGAAGGGAUGGAGAUUAACAGCAUUGCAUUAUUCCUUCCUGAUUUAUGAUAAAUCUUCACCUUUUGAAAACUGUUGUUGGGGUUUUUCAGCUUAGCAUAGGCAAGAGGGUUUCAAUUUUAAAAAAAAGAUAAAACUAUAAAUACCCAUUAAAUUGUCAUGUACACGUGUAUUUGGUAGCCUGAUAGUUUGGGGAAGAUCCAAACAAAUAUAGAAGGUCAACUGAGUAAAAGCUGCAGAACUGCAUUUUGCUUGCAAAUUUGCCCACACUUCUAAGGAUUUGAAAUAGCAAAUGACUGGUUACAUACUCCAUUUGAUUUUAUGGUGCCAUGGAAUUGUUUAAUGUUUGCUAUAUAGCCUAACCCUUUGGGUGAUAUAUUGUGUAGACUAUAUCUUGGUUUUUGUUUUGUUUUGUUUUUGUUUUUUGGGUGUGUUUUUUUUGAUGCAUGCAUUGUAUGUUGUAACCAUGCUAAGUAUUCUUGUAUUUUGCAUUCCUGCUACCUUUGGCACACAGCUGAACUUCCGCUGUUGCUCAGGAGUAUUCACCACUUCCUCAGGCUGCUCCGCACAUCUGAACAAGUAUUUCCUGUCCACAAAGGUUCAUGAUUCAGUAAAUCAGUGGCUCUUUUCCAGUCCUACCACACUCGUCCUUUUGCUGCUACUUUUCUAAGAUUUCAAAAUGUGGAAUAUUUCACAUUUGGCCUUGGAUUAAUUUCUUUUUUGCCGUUACCGUCCCAGCUCUCCAUUUGUCAAGAUCAUCCAGUUACUUGAUGGGUCAUCUCUAAGCAUGAGUGAGCCUAGAACCAAAUCUUAGCCUCUAAAACCUUUUCAGUCCCUCCCACCCCAGUCCAUGAGGUGCUGCGUUCAUUUUUGUCCCUUCUUGGAGGUUAAUUUUGCGUAUUAUUAAAUAAUGUUUUGUGCAAACUUUGUUGUUCUGAGUGAGCUCGGCGUGGGGUUUGGUAGUACCACCACAGUUCCUUUUCGGUGGGGCUUAGUUAAGAUUGCUGAACAAAACUUAAUGUACCAUAGGCACUUCGUUAUACCUAAGGCACGAGUUCAGCGCACAGACCUAAAGAGUAGAUGUCCAGCUAGCUAUGUAGUAGAUUUGAUGUGUGCACCUUGGGAGACGCAGUAACUUGAGUGCUUUGCCCAAUAAGGAAUGAAACUGCCACCUGUUGUUCUCCUUGGACUACGUGGGCUCAGGACAUCAAUGCAGGGGGAUCCAAACUUGGGAUCUAGGUUAGGGGAACUGUGUGGCAUCCAGGUUGUGGGAGAUCCUUCCUCCUUCUCCAUAUGAUGAAACAGCAUUUGCAAUCAGGAUUUGGGGUAGGUGGGAUGGAAUGAGUUGAGACUGUGUUUUGUGGAUGCACCUACUGGUAGGCACCAUUCCAAAGUUGGAACUUUCGCAGAUAUUAAUGUUUUUAGAAGCAUAGAGUCGGACAGAGCAUGUUGGACUGUCGUAGUCCAAUCCCCUGCUCAUAACAAAGGUUCCUCCAACAGACGUCUUUCCAACCUCUGUUUGAAGAUCUCCAGCAAACAAGCGCACUCCCCCAGCUGAGUUCUUUUCUUGAACCACUCUUAAACAUUAAAAUGUUUAUUCUAAUGUCCGUUGAAGUCCAUUAGAUCUAGCCUUGCGCUUUGGGACGUUAGAGUAUUUUAAGUCUUUCAUUUAUUUUAUUCAUUCAGCUUUUUGGGGAGGGUAAAGUUUAUGAUGAUUAUUUCAUUUAAAAAUGUAUAUAAAAUGGAGAUAACCAAUUACGAAAACAUACAAAAAUUAAAAGAUGAAAAACAAUAGGCAUGUAGAACCAUAGAGUUGGAAGGGACCCUGAGGGAAUAUGCAGCUGUCCUAUAUGGGGAUUGAACCUGCAACCUUGGCAUCAUCAGCCCCGCACUCCAAACAACUGAGCUAUCUAGGCUGACAGACAUAGAAUUAAGUAGUUGCCCAUGAGUUAAAAUAACAAAAGCCCAAGUAGAGACUAUCAUCAAGCAUAGUUCCAGAUUUGUCAGGCUUGAGGUGAGGACUGUCUUGAAAAUCAUGGUUCCGCUCUAUACGUCGUAAGGGAAUGCCAACGUCUGUUGGUUCUAGUCCUGGUUGAAAUCUCAAAUCGAGCAUAUUUUUUACAGCUAUAUUGCAGAGCGAGUGGUACCAAGUGUCCCAAUUUCAUUCAUUCAUUUAAAACACUCCCACCCCACUUUUCAAAAAAGUUCAAAGCAGUUAACAAAAUACCGUCAGGUAUUUUAAAGCUAUAAAAAUGGAAAUCGGGGUAGAAUAAAGCAGUAAAACUUCAUUACAUAAAAGGAGAAGCAAACGCAGCAGCUAAUCCCAUAAAGAUGAAACCAGAACAUCAGUCAAAACCGGUGGAUCAAAGUUCGCUAGAAUCACACCAGGCUGUAUUGGUAAUCUAUAGCUAAGCUAUACCAGGAACUCUUGCUUCUUUUCAUAGUGCUUGUGUGUGUCACAGAGGCUCAAUGGUCUCUUGUCAGAGGAUGAGUGGCUGGAUUUAGUGCUGACCACUUGAGUAGGGCGGCCGUUGCAUCAUCUUUGCAUGAAGCUACGCUGUCCGUCCGUUACCCUUUUCUUAUGAAUGGCUCAUUAUCUCAGGCUGCCCCCUUCCUCCCUCUUUGACCUUCCUCUUCUUCCCACAGUCUUCCUCGUCAAAAAGAACGACAUUUCGAACUCCCGUCAGGAUGAUUCCGCUGUAAGGAAUGCUGGUUUGCAACGUUAUGUGAAGUUUUUUAAACCAAGGGGUGACUAAAGUACUGCCAAGCAGUGCGUUCCUCAAGUGACUGGAAAUGUUGUUUUCUGUAGAAAUUAUAAUAAUAGCUUUAUUAUUUAUACCCCACCCAUCCAACUGGGUUGCCCAAGCCACCUUUGGGCGGCUUCCAACAAAUAUAAGGGCACAAUAAAACAUCGAACAUUAAAAUAAACCAAAAACUUUCCCUAUACAGGGCUGCCUUUAAUUGGCUAAAUUUGAAAUCCAGAUGCUGAAUUUCAAAGUAAUGCAUUUGAAGAACUGAUUAAAUAAUAGGACCGGAUUCCUAAGAGAGGAUUCCUAAACACUCUUGGCAGUAAUAAUUGCUUGAGGCCCAUUUGCCCGUCACAGAGGGCUUAAAUGCACCUUUUUGGAAAGAGGGGCUACUGCUGACCUAAAAGCAUUCCCACAUGUCUCCCCAGUGGUGCAUGGGGUGGGAGGAAAUGUGUGGUGUGGCACUAUUGAAAUCCAGCAUUUCCAUCAGCAAAGAUAAGUUGUUUUCACCUGCCGUGCACAUUUCAGUGUUUUCCUACAGUAUAAGAUUAUUUGCGAAAACAGUCAACACUGGGGUUGACUAUUCACCUGUUUAUAACAAUUUCCGGAGGGAUACAUCCUUGUUGUAUUCCUCAAGUGUAUACUUCAUAGGGUAGGAAAUGGCACCAGGAUCUCCCAAAUUCUGCUCCUCAAAAAGCUCGAUUCUGUGACUUGUAUAAAGGACAUGUAGUUAGCAAAUUUGCCAGAUCUACUUAGUGGGGCGUUAGAGCUGUGCUGAAGACCCAGCCUGCCCAUCACCUACCCCCAGGACUGGCUUUUGGGAUAUUACCUGGCAUUGCUCACAUUGGUUUGAAAUCUGCCUUCAGAGAGUUUUGGACUAGCAGCCGAGUUCCUUAAACCAAGGCAGAGGAAAGGAAAAAGGAAUCCAGUUAGUCUUGGGGUCCUGAAUUCUGCGCCCAGUACCAAUUUGUGAAAUCGGAAAUGCUCACAUCCCUGCCUGCUAGACUGUUAACUUUACUGUGCAGUUAAUUAAGUGUAUGUGGACCCUGUGAGUCUGUGAGAUUAAUUGGGGCUUCCUUUCCAAGCUAUAAAUAAAUAGGAAGAGGGGGGGUGUAGGGGUUAUGCAUGUAUGUAAGUUGAAAUGCAAUGGAAAAUUUGAAUCGGAUGAGUUGAUGCAAGAGGCAUUUCCCUAUGGAGUCACUGGGCUGCAAAAUGUUUUAUUUGCUUAAACUCAAACAGAUGCUUCAAAAUACUCUCAGAAUGAGUGUUCUUGUGCCAGUUUAACUCACCUCCCCACUUUGGUUUGUGAACAUUGGUUUGCUGCAUGUAACUACGCCAAAACGGUGGACGUACCAUCAUUGUGGCACUGCCACCUGCUCCCUUUGAACUGACUCUUGUGCUGCAGGUAAAGAGGUGUGUUUAAACCUUCUGAAAACAAAUACAUCCUUUGAGAUUAAAAAUAAUUUGGAAGUCGUGGGUAAGUUGAAGGAAGACCCACGUAUCUUUAAACCUAUGCUGUUGUUGUUUAGUCGUUUAGUCGUGUCCGACUCUUUGUGACCCCAUGGACCAGAGCACGCCAGCACUCCUGUCUUCCACUGCCUCCCACAGUUUGGUCAAACUCAUGCUGGUAGCUUUGAGAACACUGUCCAACCAUCUCGUCCUCUGUCGUCCCCUUCUCCUUGUGCCCUCCAUCUUUCCCAACAUCGGGGUCUUAUCUAGGGAGUCUUCUCUUCUCAUGAGGUGGCCAAAGUAUUGGAGCCUCAGCUUCAGGAUCUGUCCUUCCACUGAGCACUCAGGGCUGAUUUCCUUAAGAAUGGAUAGGUUUGAUCUUCUUGCAGCCCAUGGGACUCUCAAGAGUCUCCUCCAACACCAUAAUUCGAAAGCAUCAAUUCUUCGGCGAUCAGCCUUCUUUAUGGUCCAGCUCUCACUUCCAUACAUCACGGAUGGUGUGUAUCUCUUCAUAAAUUAUUCAUAGAUUAUAAAUGGUAUAUUUGGGGACAUAGGAGGCAAAAGAAGUUCAAAUUUGGAGUUUUUUAUUUAGUUGGAGGGGAGAUGGCAAAAUAAGGAUAUGAUAGAGAUCACACAUAACAUGAAUGAAAACUGCGCAUAAUAUGAAAAUAUAUAAAGAGAAAACAUUAUUCUGAUCCUAGUAUGGAACGUAGAAACCCAGUGAGAUUGGCAGUAAAUUGAAAAGGACCGUGCAUCUUCCCACAAGACAUAAUUUAUGGAAUUCCCUGCCACAAGGUGUAGUGGUGGCCAUAGACUUAAAGGUAAAGGGACCCCUGACUGUUAGGUCCUGUUGCUGAUGACUCUGGGGUUGUGGCGCUCAUCUCGCUUUACUGGCCAAGGGAGCCGGCAUACAGCUUCCAGGUCAUGUGGCCAGCAUGACUAAGCCGCUUCUGGCGAACCAGAGCAGCACACAGAAACGCCGUUUACAUUCCCGCUGGAGCGGUACCUAUUUACUUGCACUUUGAUGUGCUUUUGAACUGCUAGGUUGGCAGGAGCAGGGACUGAGCAAUGGGAGCUCACCCUGUUGCGGGGAUUCGAACUGCCGACCUUCUGAUCGGUAAGCCCGAUCAGUGGUUUAGACCACAGCGCCACCCUUUAGCCAUAGACUUAGGUGGAUUUAAAAGGGGAUUAGACAAAUGCAUGGAGAAUGGCUCCCCCCCACCAAGCAGUUUGUCAUGAUAAGCAAAUGGAGUCUCUAUGAGUCAACUUACCUUUGGUCCUGGGGCAGACAAUAGGGUAUGAAUAUUGCCUGGAUACUUGAGAGCUUCUUGGAAGUAUUUGGCUGGCCGAUGCCAGAAGAAAGAUGCUGGAUUAGGCCAUCUCUUGGUCUGAUCUAGGAGGGCACUUAAAGAUUUAAAUAUUUGCCCCAACAGCUGUAUAUACCCAAGUCCCGUUGAGUGCGCUAGGUUGCUUUCUGUGUGGGAUCCCAUUGAGUUUCUGAGAUCCCCAUAGGCACCGUGGUUUUUCAGACUACUACAGUGGUGCCUCGCAAGACGAAAAUAAUCCGUUCCGCGAGUCUCUUCGUCUAGCGGUUUUUUCGUCUUGCGAAGCAACCCGCUUAGCGGAUUAGCGCUAUUAGCGGUUUAGCGGCUAUUAAAGGCUUAGCGGCUAAAAGGCUAUUCGCGGCUUAGCGGCUAAAAGGCUAUUAGCGGCUUAGAAAAAGGGGGGGGAGCGAAAAAAAUCGCAAGACUUGCAAGACGUUUUCGUCUUGCGAAGCAAGCCCAUAGGGAAAUUCGUCUUGCGAAGCGCAUCGAAAAACGGAAAACCCUUUCGUCUAGCGGGUUUUUCGUCUUGCGAGGCAUUCGUCUUGCGGGGCACAACUGUACUUGUUCAGUAGCUCUCUCUGCUAAACCACACAAGCUGUCUCAAAGCUUACUGUUACAUGCUAGGAGUAUCUCUUGUGUAUACGCAAAAACAUCUGGUCGGUUUGCUGCUACUUUCCCUGAUUCAAAUAGGGCAUAUAAAUGCGGUACAGUGUCACACGGGCACUGGGCCACACCUGUGGAUGCACAAGGCUUGUUGAGCAUGCUUUUUCUAGGCCUCCACUGGGGAUGUGAUGGGUUAUGGCUUUGGAGUUUGUGUGUGUUCUCGGAUUCAGGAUACAAUAUUCUCCCUCCCUCUUGUGCAUGUAGAAACCAUUUUGUGAUUUUGUGGAUUGUGCAUUUGUGGAUUGUGUGGGUGUGCACAUAAUUAGUCUAGUCCGGAUUAACGCUCAUAGCAUUAAAAACUCAUUCCAAAAAGGACCAAACACAGGUUAGAGCUCAACGUAAAACCUACCAUGUGGUGAUAGCGAUCCUCUUUGCCACCUCUGUUGCACCUGUGGAAAACAGUUCCAGGAUAUACUUUCAGGUGGUUCAUAGUCUUAACACCUUCGACAUCAGGGUUGGUGGGGAUCUCCUGUAAUUAUUUUGCAAAGGUUUUUUGCAGAUAAAAUCGCUCAGAUUUGGAAGAAGGAAUAGUCUCCACCAUAGUAGCAUGGUUGAGGUGCCAGAGCUCUUGUCUGAGUCAGGUUGAAUGGGAUCAGUUUCAACCUGUUACCUAUGAGGAUGUGGACAGGCUGCUUGGGCGACUGAAACUGACCACCUCUCUCCUUGAUCCUUGCCCAUCCUGCCUCAUAAAAGCAAGCUGGGAAGGGCUGGGCAAUGGGCUCUGCGGGGUGGUGAAUGCCUCCCUCUUCAAGGGAGUUUUCCCUGAACCCUGUAAAGAGGCGGUUAUUAAACCGCUUCUUAAAAAAAAUAUUUUUGGUCCUGGCCACUAUGGCCAAUUAUUGCCCAGCCUCAAAUCUUCCAUUCCUGGGCAAGGUGAUUGAGCGGGUGGUUGCUGAACAACUCCAGGCAUGCCUGGAGGAUGCGAACCCUUUGGAUCCCUUCCAAUCGGGACUCAGGCCCCAUCAUGGGACUGAAUCUAUCUUGAUCAUGCUGGUCAUUGAUCUCUUGCAGACUAAGGAAAAGAGGUGAAAGCUGUUUCUGGUCCUGCUGCAUCUCGCAGUGGCUUUUGACCAUGGUAUCCUUCUGGACUUUUCUAGUGGGGCUGGGAGCUGGGGGCACUGUUACGCAGUGGUUCCGCUCCUUCCUCCUGGGUUGUGUCCAGAAAGUGGUGUUGGGGGCAGUGUUCAAAACUCCCAUUGUUCUAGGCACAUUUUGCGACAGGGAAUUUCAUUCGCGUGAGCAGUUUCUGAGCUCUGGGCGCAGUACUGUGCCUAAUAUUUCAGAUUAAAACUGUAGAGUGGAAGGAAAGGAGGACCUUUUUCAGCCUCCCAGCUUCCAGCUACUCUCUGAAGACUGGAGAAGAGACCCUCUUAAGAAUAUUAGGAGGGUGGGCAGGGGAAGGACUAGACCCAUGUGAAAAAUGAACAUCAUAUUUUAGCUGCAGUUCAUUUAUUUUCAGCUUUGUAUUCUUGUUAUUAAAGCACACCUAGACAUUCCGUUGUUGCGCUCAUAACCUAGGUUUAAGGUGCCAUUUAGCUCCUAGCUUUCAUAUCUCAGUUUCUAACACUGGCUGGGAGGUAAGUUUUCGGACCAACGGGCGCUCACUUGUGGGGUGCCUCAGGGUUCCAUCUUCUCCCCCAUGCUUUUUGACAUCUACAUGAAGCCGCUGGAAGAGAUCAUCAGGGGUUUAGACUGGAUGUUCAUCAUUAUGCGGAUGGUACCCAGCUCUACCAGAUCAGAACAAGUGAGGGCGCUGAAUGUCCUGUUCGGGUGUCUGAAGAUGCUUGUGGGGGAUGGACUGUGGCUAACUGAUUGAGGUUGAAUCCUGACAAUAUGGAAGUAUUGUUUCUGGGGGGCAGGGGGUGGGCAGGUGUGGGAGGUUUUUACUCUAAGAGGCUUAGUUCAGUCAGAAUUGAGUAUACGCUUCCAGAGUUAAUGCUUAAUACAUUACUUCUAGUAGAUGAGCCAACAUACCUGUUAGAAGGCCAUGAACAUUUGUGUCCCAGGCUUUUUAGACGCAUCUACCCAUGUACUAGGUAAAAAAAGGUAAAGGACCCUAGAUGGUUAAGUCCAGUCAAAGGUGACUAUGGGGUUGCAGCGCUCAUCUCACUUGAAGCCAAGGGAGUCGGUGUUUGUCCACAGGCAGUUUUCCAGGACUAAACUGCUUCUGGUGCAACAGAGCACCGUGACGGAAACCAGAGCGCACAGAAACACUGUUUACCUUCCCGCUGGAGUGGUACCUAUUUAUCUAGUUGCACUGUCAUGCUUUCGAACUUCUAGGUUGGCAGGAGCUGGGACAGAGCAACAGGAGCUCAUUCCGUCACAGGGAUUCAAACUGCCAGCCUUCUGACUGGCAAGCCCAAGAGGCUCAGUGGUUUAGACUACAGCGCCACCCGCGUCCCACAACCCAUGUACUAUCUGAAACCAAAGGGGCACAUUGGUUGCCAGGUGUGAAAUAUGUUUGCAUUAUUUUCAGGUCUCCUACCCCACUAUGUGAUCUAAGCUAUAGACUGGCUUACCAUCACACCAGAAGCUGGGUUUGCGAUUUAUCUCACUCUAAACAAAACCACAAGCUGUAUAGCUAAGAUUUGUUCCAUGGUUAACCGCUUGUGGUUUGACUGUGGGAGAUAAACGUAUUGGGUUCAUACGCAACACUAACCCGACAGCAGUGUGGUAGACCGGAGGAGGCACUAAGUGGCCACAGUCUUAUCUUAGUCAGUAAAGCAUGAGACUCUUCAUCUCAGGGUUGUGAGUUCGGGCCCUGCAUUGGGCAAAAGAUUCCUGCAGUGGGUUGGGCUAGAUGACCCUCACAGUACUUCCCAUCUCUACAAUCUGAUGGUUCUACAAUUUCAGCAAACUAUCAGUAUCUCUGGCUCAGGCCUGACAUUUAGCAAUGAAGAGAAGUGCAUCUGCUUUUCCAAAGGCUGAAAAGUGUUGCCCAGCAAACAUCUUAAGCCUGGUUAUACCCCCCUUCCCAAAGUGGCUUGCCUCUCAUGCCAAUGCAUUUGUUCAGUUUGCGAUAGAAACUUCACUUUACUCCUGCCCCACAUAAGAUGCUUUUCAGUGGAUAAGCUACUGGUUGCAUGGAACCAGAUGCCUGCUACUAGUGAUGUGGUUUGAUUCCUUAGUCCAGGGGUCAGCAAACUUUUUCAGCAGGGGGCCGGUCCACUGUCCCUCAGACCUUGUGGGGGGCCGGACUAUUUUUUUUUGGGGGGGGGAGGAAAUGAACGAAUUCCUAUGCCCCACAAAUAACCCAGAGAUGCAUUUUAAAUAAAAGGACACAUUCUGCUCAUGUAAAAACAUGCUGAUUCCUGCAUCGUCCGCGGGCCGGAUUUAGAAGGCAAUUGGGCCGGAUCCGGCCCCCGGGCCUUAGUUUGCCUACCCAUGCCUUAGUCUUUCCCCUUGUGUCCGAAUGUUCCCCGCUUGCUCUCCUCUGCCUGGGUUUAGAAGGCCCAAGAUAGAGUGUGCUGCUUUUGAGGCGUGCCUGAUUCCCCCAACGCCUUUCUUUAUAGAAAUUCACCACUGCGUUGAUUGACACACCCAUCCCACCCACCCACCCCAUGGCUGUGUGGCAGAUUACUGUAUCUGCUGAAACCGCAGUAAUGUGCCAUGGUGGAAAUGGAUUAUGUUUCCUGGACAUAUAUUUAUUCAAAGCAAAUUAUACUUCUUUUACGAGCCCUGAAAGAGUGCUCAAGGAAGCUUAAAUCAUAAAACGGGAGUUAAAUACCGUGUUGUAAAAAUCCAUUUGUUCCACGGUAAGAUAGUGAAGCUUCUGCAGAAAUUCACCUGGGCACUGCAGCUGUUGUGUUCAUGCUUGUUCCAGACGUUUCAUGGCAUGGGUACUUGAUGUGAAGUGUUGCUGCCUUUUUACACCAGAGAUACUGAAUUGAUCGGGGGCCUGUGAGUUGUUCUUUUUUUACAGUGCACAUCUGGGCUGCUGAUUUAAGGCACAGCUGGACCCUCUCGUGUAGACUAUUCCAAUUCCAUUAUUUAUUUCCAUUAUUUAUUUCCCCCAUUUUUCCUCUGGUGACAUGCACAACUUGUGUGUGUGUGUGUUUUAAAUAGUCUAGGUGUCUUUUUGGAUUGAAAGUUGUUUUUUAAUUGAAAAUGUUGCUGAUAGGUUGGUAACCAGAAAAACAGCAGGGUUUUCUUUAAUUAUUUUUUUUUACAGUAUUACUUAAUUAGUGCUAUCAAUGUUGUUUCGUUUCAGUAUUACAAAGCAGAAUAUCUUAAUGUCCAGAAGCCAAAAUUAUUUUAGGAGUAAUUCAAAGAUUGAUAGAAAAUAUAAAUGGGAUGCUAAGAUAGUGCUCGCCAAAAAAGUAGAGUGAAGUUAUAUGAAACGGCAGUAGCUUCACAAGUUUGCCUGUCAGAUAGAUCCCAGCACAACUUGAAACCAUGGGAAGACAGAAGAGUAUGUUAGGAAAGUAUGGGAACUGCCGCCACUAUUCCAUUUCCUUCUCCCUAAGUCAAAUUUUUUACCGUCUGAGAUUGGUUACAGUUGGGAGUUUAUUAGGGAAUCGGUGGUGUCCAUCCUUCAAGGUUUUGCCAAGCCCACCCACUGCCAUUCCAAAUGCCAGCCUGUAAUUUUUGAUAAGGUAUUUAAUCCAGAUUUCAUCUUUCCUUGGGCAGUUUUAGUGGUCAGUUUGUCAUGCUUAGUUGGAGAUCUGUCUACACCUCUUUGAUCCCCAGUGGAGUGCAAUAGGUCUUACUCGGUUUCCUAGAUAGCAGCGGAAAGGCACCUAUUUCCACCAGUUGCUAAAGAAUGUCUGAAUAUAAACAGCCCGGUUCAGAUGACCCAUUCUUCCAAGAUCUGCACGCUGUCAAUGCAGGGAAUUACCUCUCAGGGGGGUAUUGCAGUACAGUGGUACCUCAGGUUAAGAACUUAAUUCGUUCCAGAGGUCCGUUCUUAACCCGAAACUGUUCUUAACCUGAGGUACCACUUUAGUUAAUGGGGUUUCCCGCGCCGCCACCACGCAAUUUCUGUUCUCAUCCUGAAGCAAAGUUCUUAACCCGAGGUACUAUUUCUGGGUUAGCGGAGUCUGUAACCUGAAGCGUCUGUAACCCAAGAUACCACUGUAGAAACACGAGGCUUUUAAAAGAAAGCAGAGGUUGAGAUCUUGUGCAAUGCCUUUUUGUCAAAAGUUUGCUGUUUCUUUUCUGCCCUGUGUGUUUUUAGUUGGGGGCGUAGUUGUGCGGUUAACGCUACAGGGGGCCUAAGGGCCUUUGUUAUGUUUUUCAGUAUUGCCACCCCACCAAAUCAAACAACUGAUCAAUAUAUUACUCUUGGGACUUAUCCACACUGGAGUUUGCUGUACUUUUGCAGCUGUUGCAUUUCUCUUAAAUUUGAGUAGUCCGCAUGAUGUUACCCUUAAAUGCAGGCUUCCUCAACCUCGGCCCUCCAGAUGUUUUUGGCCUACAACUCCUAUGAUCCCCAGCUAGCAGGACCAGUGGUCUGGGAUGAUGGGGAUUGUAGUCUUAAAACAUCUGGAGGGCAGAGUUUGAGGAAGCCUGCUUAAACGACACCAGUCUCAAUGCUUCCCCACCUGUAAAUUUGGGUUUGUCUGAUCCAAGGAUGAUCCAAUAAGGGGAGACAUUAGCCUUCAAAGCACUCCAUUUGGGCUUGCAAAAAGUGGUUUGGUUUUGGGAUGGGUGAAUCAACUCUUGACUUGGUGCUUUUCCCCUUCCCAUGCCCAGAACUUCCUUGAUGCUUUCUUUAUUUUCUGGCUGUGCUCGUAACUAUUUCUGGCACACUCCUGAACGGAUCCCCCCCCCCCCCGGUGAUUCCUCAGAUUUGCAAAGGGGGCAAAAAAAGGAAAACUGUGCAAGCAGCCCACAUUAAAAAUAGUAUGCUGAGAAUUUACAGUUGCCUGGCCUGAGUCUAUGCUUUUCUGCACUUCAGGGCAUGGAAAAUAUUUGAAAAACAAAGUGUGUGCACAUUUGUGUACAUGCAUGGUUGGUACUUAAUUAGCACAAUGGGGGAGGGAAUCAGACUCUAAGGCAGUGCCUACUGGCUGGUUCUCGUUUUCCUUUUGGAACAUGGGUGUGUUGCGAAUGAUGUAACAUAGGUGUGUGUCAAAGGCACACUAGUAAGGAGAUGAAUAAAUUUUGUGGGUUUGUGUGCCAGUCUGUCACGGUGGUCCUUGUCAUGGCUCAUGGUUUUCAGAAGCAGCCACUCCUGACAUCGGAGCUGUCUGGAUGCGUACUCCAAGCCCUUGGUGCAUGACCUCUCAAAAAAGCCUGCAGGGGGGGUGUUUGCGUGCCUUGCCUCUGCUACUGUCAUGCCCAUUCACACUUCACAUUUAAUCGUAGGUGAAACGUGCUCUUUUGUGCGAGGUUAUUGAUUUUUCCCCCAAGGAGUGGGCUUCGAGCGAAACUGUUUCCGAAAGCAGUUUCACAUGAGCAAAAGAAAGCGGGUUUAGCCCCCCAAAAGUCCUGAGCCAACCCAAUCCCGCUGUUUGUUUGUUUGUCGUUUUGUUCUUAAACUGUGUUUCUAUCUUCCUCUUCUUUUAAAGAGUGCAGACAGAUGUACCAAUUUGAGAGCAGUGGAGCCACUUUGAAAGUUCCCCUGCUGAUCUCCAUAUAAACAUACCUUAUUUUGCCCCAGGAUAAACUAUGCUGAAAGGAUUUGGGCAUGUCUUCAGUGCGGUUUAGCUUAAACUGGAGAAAAACUGGCUGUGAAGCUGUUACCUAAAACCCACCAACACCUUUGCAACCAUUCCUGGAGCAGUUUUUGCAGCUGCUUUUGCAAAUUUAAUUUGAUAAGAUAAAGGAAGAGUGCGGUGAUACACUGCAACGUUUUACGUUUUUGGGAAAGCAGCAUGGCUGAGUCAGCAUCCUACUGCAGGGGAGGGCAACCAGGAUGAUCAGGGGUCUGGAAACCAAACCUUGUAAGGAAUGGUUGAGGGAAUUUGGGUAUGUUUCGCCUGGUAAAGAGGAGACUGAGAGGAGAUCUGAUAGCCAUCUUCAAAAAUCUAAAGGGCUGUCCCAGGAAGGAUGGAGCAAGCUUUUUGUUGUCAUGAGUUCAGCCUACACAUGAGUAGGGCCCUGGUAGAGACACAUGCCCGACUGGGUAUUUUUCUCCUGCUACGGAGGGUAGGACCCAAUCCAAUGGAACCAAGUUACAAGAAGGGAGAUUCUGACUAAACAGGAAGAACUUUCUGACAGUAAAAGCUGUUUGAACAGACUCCCCUGGGAGGUCAUGAGCUGUCCUCCUUUGGAGGUUUUUAAGCAGAGGUUGGAUAGCCAUCUGUCAUGGGUGAUCCAGUUGAGAUUCCUGCCUUGCAGAGGGUUGGACUAGAUGACCCUCAGGAUCCAUUCCAAAUCUACAGUUCUGUGAUUCUUAAGUUGCAAAGCUGGGAUGGCACUGUCCCAGCUCCUGCCAACCCAGCAGUUUGAAAGCACACCAGUGCAAGUAGAUAAAAGGGUACUGCUGUGGCGGGAAGGUAUAAACGGCGUUUCCAUGUGCUCUGGCUUCCAUCAUGGUGUUCUGUUGCACCAGAAGUGGUUUAGUCAUGCUGGCCACAUGACCCGGAAAGCUGUCUGUGGACAAAGGCCGGUUCCCUCAGCCUGAAAGCGAGAUGAGCCCCCCAACCCCAUAGUCUCCUUUGACUGGACUUAACCAUCCUUUACCUUUACAUUUACAGGUGAUUUAUCCUCAGUUACCACUGCCGAGGUUAGGUUUUAGGUCUGAGAACGUAUUUUAUCUGUGUGCAAAACCUAACACACCAGCCUUGUUUAAGUCACAAUUGCCAUUGAUAGCAAUGUAGCUCCUGCAACGUAACUAAAAAGUGUUCCUAAACUACUACUACUAAUAAUAAUAAUAACAAUUUUAUUAUUUAUGUGCUUCCCAUUUGACUGGGUUGCCCCAGCCACUCGAGGUGGCUCCCAGCAAAAUGUUAAAAACACAAUAAAACACCAAACGUUAAAAACUUCCCUAAACAGGGCUGCCUUCAGAUGUCUUUUAAAAGUCAGAUAGUUGUUUAUUUCCUUGAUAUCUGAUGGGAUGUGCUAAACGGCCUCGGUCCAGUAUACCUGAAGGAGCGUCUCCACCCCCAUCGUUCUACCCGGACACUGAGGUCCAGCGCCAAGGGCCUUCUGGUGGUUCCCUCACUGCGAGAAGCCAAGUUACAGGGAACCAGGCAGAGGGCCUUCUCGGUAGUGGCACCCUCCCUGUGGAACACCCUCCCACCAGAUGUCAAAGAGAACAAGAACUACCAGACUUUUAGAAGACAUCUGAAGGCAGCCCUGUUUAGGGAAGCUUUUAAAGUUUGGUGUAUCACAGUAUUUUAAUAUUCUUUUGGAAGCCGCCCAGAGUGGCUGGGGAAACCCAGCCAGAUGGGCGGGGUAUAAAUAAAUUAUUAUUAUUAUUAUUAUUAUUAUUAUUAUUAUUAUUAUUGUGAUUUGGGCUGCUUUCCCCCCUUCCUUGGUACCUUUCCCCUUUCCAUGCUAGUAGGAGCAUGCAAGAGAGCAUGGAAAGCUUCUUUUGAAUUUUCAGUACAGGACAUGCAAUUUUCUGUGUCUUCCAACAAUCUGUGUGCCUGGAUUUGAUGAAAGAGCAAAGGCAGCUAAGUUGACAUAUUAAAUUUUUUUGACUGCAGAAAAACAUCCCGUGGAUCUAUAGCUGCGUCCCUGUCCCCCCCCCCCCCCGAUUUCUUCCCCCAGAUAUUUUGACAUCUUGGUUUUAUGCAUAGAACAAAGAUCUAAGGUCUAAUAAUUUCACAAGUGGUUUUUAGAUUCUUCGGAAAAGGAUGGGGGGGGGGAUGAUCAGCCAUGCCUUGUUAAAAUGCCCAGACUACCCAAGCAGAGCAAAAGCCUCUUGUCAAACAAAACGUCUCUUGAGAAGACGUUUUCAAAUCAACAUUGACAUUAGUGGCUUUUUUUGAACUCGUCUUCUGUUUUCAACAUGUCACAUGAGAUGGGCAAGGCAUGCUUUGAAUAACCCCAGUUAUUUGGAAAACAUUUGCAAAAGGGGGGGGAUGUAUCAGAAUUCUCACUCAGCAGUUAUAUAAGAACCAUAGAACCAUAGAAUUUAUAGAGUUGCGAAGGGACCUUAAAGGGUCAUCUAGCCAAACCCCCUGCAAUGCACAGAGAUGAGAGAUUUUGUUUUUAAAACUUGCAUAGAAUUUUUGAAUUAGGAUUCAGGCACACAGACCUGGAGGCACAAGUUUUGUGGUGUGAACUGGCUUUUACCUGGGCUUUCCCAAAGCACCUUCAGACUGUCGCUAUUUUGGGGUGGGACUCAGUCACAUACUGGCAAACCCAGGCUGCUUAAAGGUAAAGGGACCCCUGACCAUUAGGUCCAGUCAUGGCCGACUCGGGUUGUGGCGCUCAUCUCACUUUAUUGGCUGAGGGAGCCAGCGUACAGCUUCCAGGUCAUGUGGCUGGCAUGACUAAGCUGCUUCUGGCGAACCAGAGCAGCGCACGGAAACGCUGUUUACCUUCCCACCGGAGCGGUACCUAUUUAUCUACUUGCACUUUGACGUGCUUUCAAACUGCUAGGUUGGCAGGAGCAGGGGCCAAGCAACGGGAGCUCACCCCAUAAUGGGGAUUCGAACCGCCGACCUUCUGAUCGGCAAGUCCUAGGCUCUGUGGUUUAACCCACAGCGCCACCCACAUCCCAUCCAGGCUGCUUAAUUAAAGUUCAUUUGGAGUUCUCCUGCAGCAAAUCUACUUGUCCCCGCUGAAUGAGACUUUUGCCAUAAGGAAAAUGCACUAGAAAGCACAGGGUAACAUUUAUUUGAUGCAACACCUUCUAACAUCCUGCAAGCAAAUCGGAAUGAAAGAUCAGUAAAUAGCCGAGGAUUUCUAACCUCGCCACAUAAUUUGUACAAGCAAAUCAGGAUGGAUGCUCUAUAUACAGUGGUACCUCUGGUUGUGGACAGGAUCCGUUCUGGAGCUCCGGUUGGAUCCUGAGGUUUCCGCACCCGGAGGUGCCUGUUCUGCGCAUGCACGCAGCACGAUAGAGCGCUUCUGCACAUGCGCGAGCAGCGAAACCCGGAAAAAUACUUCCAGGUUUGCGGCUUUUGCAACCUGAAGUUUACGUUACCCAAGGGUAAUGUAAGCAGAGGUUCUACUCUAUACAGGUAAUCUGGACUCCAUCAGAUAAAUAAGAAUGGUUCUGUUUAAAAUGUGCGGUGCUCCCAGAAGCUGCGCUUACUCUGGAAAACGGCUCUCUAGCCAGGGUCAGGACUGUGGUGCAUAUUUUAACACACUGUGUGUUAGAAACUCAGAUAUAUAGUCUAGGAGCCAAAUGGCUCCUUAAAACAGAGCUUUCCAAACUGUGUGUCGCGACAUGUUCGUGUAUCGACUGCAGAGUGUAGGUGUGUCGCAUGAACGCUCCCUGUGCUCCUCUCGGGGCUGGAAAGGGGUUAGUUUAACCUCCGGUUUGCUAGUAAAACUGAAUUACCAUGUUGUGAAAUGAUGCAUGUCUAAAAAGUGUUGUCACCAACAUGAAAAAUUUGGAAAACUCUGCCUUAAACCAAAGUUGCAGUCGCCAAAAUGGAAUGACUAGCUUCCAUUUUGGGGCCAGACAUCUCUAAAACCUUGUUUUUCAAAUGACAGAAUGACUGUGAUUGAUUCUCAGUGAAACAUCUGGCUAGUUCAGAUGACAACCUUGAGCUAGGUUAAGAGCUUUGAGAACUUAAAAGAUGAAAAGUCACUUGAUCCAGGGACAGCCCCCAUAUAUAUUGGCCUAUUCCGACCUCUUUUUCUUAAUGGUGACUGCUCCUGCUCAGGCUGCACAGGAAAAGCAGUUUGGUUCCAGAAAUUCAUUCUGAUUGUGCAGAUAAAAUAUAACUGAUAGAAUUCUACAGGGGUGGGGUUUUAGUGUGUGAAAACAGUCCCAAUCCAAUGAUUCCCAGAUGGUGGGGACGUCAGGCGCCAUCCCGGCACCUAAGCAUCUUCACUUGGUCGCAAGUGGUCAAAAGCCAGGUGCAAAAUGAGUCUGGCCUCUGGCUAAUUUCGAGCACUGAACACACACAAACACACAAAAGUGGUCGCAGUGAUGAUGUCCCCCCCCCCAAAAAAAGCCUCCCCCUGCUAGCAGCAGCUUUGUGGGGGAGGUGAUUUGAAGUGGGACCAUGAUUCGAAUUGCCACCCUCCAGCAGAUGGUGUGUGGACAAGACAUGUUAAGUGCUGCCAGUGUCAGUUAUUGUUCUGUCUACUGAUAAUUCAGUACAGUGGUACCUCGGGUUAAGAACUUAAUUCGUUCUGGAGGUCCGUUCUUAACCUGAGGUACCACUUUAGCUAAUAGGGCCUCCCGCUGCCGCCGUGCCGCCAGAGCAUGAUUUCCGUUCUCAUCCUGAAGCAAAGUUCUUAAACUGAGGUACUAUUUCUGGGUUAGUAGAGUCUGUAACCUGAAGCAUCUGUAACCCGAGGUACCACUGUAGUUCCUUUGCAGCUGCAGUGGUGAGUCUUUAGAGAUGCACUCAGGAAAUGUUGUUGGUUAGAAAACUCAUUCGUAGAUACUUGUUUGGAAUUACAGUGGUACCUCGGGUUACAGACGCUUCAGGUUACAGGCGCUUCAGGUUACAGACUCCUCUAACCCAGAAAUAGUACCUCGGGUUAAGAACUUUGCUUUAGGAUGAGAACAGAAAUUGCGUGGCGGCGGUGUGGGAGACCCCAUUAGCUAAAGUGGUACCUCAGGUUAAGAACAGUUUCAGGUUAAGAACGGAUCUCCAGAACGAGUUAAGUUCUUAACCCGAGGUACCACUGCACCUGUUUUUCAAUCUACGCCUAUGUAGGGCUGGGUAACAUCAGCUUUCCAGCAUCACGGUCCAGCAUCCCCGGACCCCAUCCCUGGCAGAGCAGUCCCCGGUGCUCCCCCCACUUUCGGGGGAGCCAGAGCUGGGCUGGGGGAUCCUUUACCUGCUCGGAGGAGAGCAGCAACUGCACGCUCCUCAGCCGAGCAGUUAAAAGAUGCAGAGGGAGGAACAAGCUUUGCAGAUGCAGUUUCUUUCUCCUUCUGCAUAGCAUGAGGGCAGAAUGGGAUGGCGGUUUCACCCAGCGAUAUAUUGCUGCUGAAACCACUCCUGAGUCCCUCUUCUCGCAACGCUCGCUGGAGGAAGUCGCCAGCAGAGGGACUUGGGAGCAGUGGCGGUUUCACCAGUGAUACAGUGAAGCCGACUCUGUGGUCUGCUCCUCAGUCCGGUCCUGGGUGAUCUAUUGAUAUAUCGCCCAGGCCUACACCUCAACAAUUUCCCUUAGACGCCCCAUUGAAUUCUGAAGCCAUUUCCAAAUAAGUGUGUGAGAGACAUACUUAUGGGAUGAGGGAUAGGGGAGGCCAUUAGCUUUGCAUCUCAUUUGCUGCCUUUAAGCAUUUAUUUGCUGCCUUUAAGCAAAUAAAUUGGGAGAUGCGAUCAAGAGUCUCCCACGUAAUGUCUAGUUUUACCCUAGUUGGCCAUGUUCUACACCCUCAAAAAACUAGUUAGGGGUUCUUUUGUGUGUGUGUGCUUCUCUGGUCAGAUUAUUAUUUUGGUUGUCAUUUAGUUGUGUCCGACUCUUCGUGACCCCAUGGACCAGAGCACGCCAGGCACUCCUGUCUUCCACUGCCUCCCGCAGUUUGGUCAAACUCAUGUUCAUGGCUUUGAGAACACUGUCCAACCAUCUUGUCCUCUGUUGUCCCCUUCUCCUUGUGCCCUCCAUCUUUCCCAACAUCAGGGUCUUUUCCAGGAAGUCUUCUGUUCUCAUGAGGUUGCCAAAGUAUUGGAGCCUCGGCUUCAGGAUCAGUCCUUCCAGUGAGAGCUGAAUGAAUUGUUCUGUGUUACUGGUUCUCAGGGAAAAGGAAUCGUAACGAGUUCUGGAAAACCUAUGUUGCUAAUUAAAUCUACCAAAAUUUGGCCCCAUAUCUCUGCCCCCAAAACCAGACCAGUUUUGCAGGGCAUGGAAAUGGGUGGCGGUGUAGUUGGCAUUUGUACGCAGCCUGAAAGAUGAAUGACUCUAAUUGAAUUUAGGAGACAUAAUCAGAUGUGGCCGCUGCUGGAAUUUCUCCCUUGAGUGCAUCCAUCCUUAGUAAUUGCUCGUUUAUUAGCUCUGCAAAAUGCACAUACCCGCUUCUCCACUGUCUUUCUACCCCUUCCCUAACAAGGAAUGUGUUCGUUUUCGGUUUAUAACCUGCCUGUACCUAAAGGCUCGAAAAGAAUCCUGCUGGAAUGUUUUUCAGCAGGUGAGAACAGGGGUUGAGCUGGGGAGGGGCUUAGCCCCCACCUAGACCUUUCCUGUUGCAUCCCCCUUGCCUUGCCUUGCUGCUGGUAUCACAUGCUGCAGACAAAACGCUGGCAGGACAAUAGCUCAGUCCCUAGAACAUGAGACUCUUAAGGGUUGUUGGUUCAAUCCCCAUGUUGGGCAAAAUAUUCCUGCAUUGCAGGGGUUGGACCAGAUAGAUGGCUGUUGUGGGCCUUUCCAAUUCUGUGAGAGCCAGUGUGGUGUAGUGGUUAAGAGCUGUAGACUCGUAAUCCCGGUGAACUGGGUUCGCUUCCCCGCUCCUCCACAUGCAGCUGCUGGGUGACCUUAGGCUAGUCACACUUCUCUGAAGUCUCUCAGCCCCACUCACCUCACAGGGUGUUUGUUGUGAGGAAGGGAAAGGAGAAUGUAAGCCACUUUGAGACUCCUUAAAGGUAAAGGUAAAGGGACCCCUGACGAUUAGGUACAGUCGUGGCCGACUCUGGAGUUGCGGCGCUCAUCUCGCUUUAUUGGCUGAGGGAGCCAGCAUACAGCUUCCGGGUCAUGUGGCCAGCAUGACUAAGCGGCUUCUGGAGAAUCAGAGCAGCGCACGGAAACGCGGUUUACCUUCCCACUGGAGCGGUACCUAUUUAUCUACUUGCACUUUGACAUGCUUUCGAACUGCUAGGUUGGCAGGAGCAGGGACCAAGCAACAGGAGCUCACCCCAUUGUGGGGAUUCGAACCGCCGACCUUCUGAGCGGCAAGUCCUAGGCUCUGUGGUUUAACCCACAGCGCCACCCGCGUCCCUUGAGACUCUUUAGGGUAGUGAUAAAGCAGAGUAUCAAAUCCAAACUCCUCCUCUUCCUCCUCCUCCUCCUUCUUUGAUUCAAAGGCUGGCUCUUAUCAGACUGACUAUAGCUCUUUAUGGGAGCAACAGUGGUCAUCCCCUCUACUGAUCUUGCCCUGCAGGUUAACUGGUGUCUUGUCUACCCUGGUGAUGCUAUUAUUGAAAGCCAAGUCAGUACCUAGUAGGGCCACCCUCAGCCAUGAUUUAGUUAUGCUUGAGCCGGGAACUGGCCUGAAUGGAAGAGCUGAAACCUGGGUGGGAGAAAUGGGUUGGAGUGGAUUGAACUCGACUCCAUACCGACCAAGAUUGGAGUGGGUGUCACUGUAGGCAGCCCCACACUGGAUCUCUCGGCAGGUUUUGCUACCAAUGACUGUGUUGUCCUCCUGGGGUGUCUCUGCGAGUUGGGUGUUGGGGGGCACUGCUCUGGAAUGCCCCCCCCACUUGCAUGGCUGGUCUCUGGGAAUAGCAUGAAGCUCUGUGGGCCAAUGUUAUAUCCCCAAUGCAAUUUAACUUCUUUAUGAAGCCAUUGGGAGCAGUAGGGAGAUAGGGGACCUCGAAACCUAACCUGGUAUGGAUUGGACGCCUUCCAGUUUUGGGAGGGAAACGGCUGUCUAUCCCAGGAAUGAGUCUUAUACUUAGGUAAAUUUUGUGACAAUUUGCUUGCCAUUGCUUGAGGUCCAGUGCUGAGGGCCUUCUGGCGAUUCCCUCGCUGCGAGAAGCCAAGUUACAGAGAACCAGGCAGAGGGCCUUCUCGGUAGUGGCACCUGCCCUGUGGAAGGCCCUCCCACCAGAUGUCAAAGAGAAAAGCAACUACAGUGGUACCUCGGGUUACAUACGCUUCAGGUUACAGACUCCGUUAACCCAGAAAUAUUGCUUCAGGUUAAGAACUUUGCUUCAGGAUGAGAACAGAAAUUGUGCUCCGGUGUGCAGCAGGAGGCUCCAUUAGCUAAAGUGGUGCUUCAGGUUAAGAACAGUUUCAGGUUAAGUACGGACCUCCGGAACGAAUUAAGUACUUAACCCAAGGUACCACUCUACCAGACUUUUAGAAGACAUCUGAAGGCAGCCCUGUUUAGGGAAGCUUUUAAUGUUUAAUAGACUAUUGUAUUUUAAUAUUCUGUUGGAAACCGCCCAGAGUGGCUAGGGGAACCGAGCCAGAUGGGUGGGGUAUAAAUAUAUUAUUAUUAUUAUUAUUAUUAUUAUUAUUAUUAUUAUUAUCUGUUUGAGAUAUUACCCAGCUCUUUUCUUGCCUCUUACAUAGGCAUACGGUUUGCUUGAUUUUUUUUAAGCCGCCGCUACUACUACUGUAACGGAGCUUCCCGUUUUACUGCUGUGGUUUGUGGUGGAAUGUUAAACACAAUCCUGGCAACGGCAGUACAUUUCUUGCACACAGUCCGUGCCUUUGGGCCGCCGUACCCAGACCUAGACAUUGAGCGUGUGUGUGUGUGUGUUCUGCACGUCCGUGGCUGAACAUGGAGCCAGAACUAGAAAAAUAGUUUGUCAGGAGAGGAGACCAGACUGGGCUCUUCUCUCUGACAUGCUAGCUUUUUGGAUGCAGGGACUUCUUCAGACAUGAUUCCCCCUCCCCACCCCUUAUACCAUUUGAAAUGAUGCUGUUCGGGAGAAGCUUCACCCUUCUUUCCGAGCCAGUGUUGUGUAGUGGUUAAGAGCGGUGGAUUCGUAAUCUGGGGAACCGGGUUCGCUUCCCGGCUCCUCCACAUGCAGCUGCUGGGUGACCUUGGGCUAGUCACACUUCUCUGAAGUCUCUCAGCCUCACUCACCUCACAGAGUGUUUGUUGUGGGGGAGGAAGGGAAAGGAGAAUGUUAGCCGCUUUGAGACUCCUUAGGGUAGUGAUAAAGCGGGAUAUCAAAUCCAAACUCUUCUUCUCUUCUUCUUCUAAUUGUAUAAAUUAGCAGCUUUCAUUUUUCUCUGGGGACGGGUGACCUCUGAACAGCAAGGCUGCAGAAUGUUGCUUUUUAAAAAAACAAAGCAAAACCACGCAGCUGAGCCAGAAAACAGAUAAAAAUGGAAGAAUAAUACUUUUUGCUCUGACUUCCCCUUUGUCCUCAGAAAAGCCUUUGCCAUUCUCAGCGGUAAUGCAAAAUUAUGACAACUACAGGGAGUGAAGUUCCGUCCUGUAGCUUCCCUUUAGUGUACAAUACCUGGCUGAGUUACAAAUCGGGAAAUCCCUGAUAUGAAUCCACAAUGAACUCGCUAUCCAGGCUGGCAACUUCUAGCACUGUGCAAUCACCGCGUUUUCCACUCUCUGCUGCUGCUGCUGCUGCUGUUUAAUUUCUGAGUUGUUUCUUACAAAGAAGUAUUGAAGCUGUUUAUGGGCCGAAUGAAAUGCAGUGGUACCUCAGGUUAAGUACUUAAUUCAUUCCGGAGGUCCGUUCUUAACCUGAAACUGUUCUUAACCUGAAGCACCACUUUAGCUAAUGGGGCCUCCUGCUGCCGCUGCACCGCCGGAGCAUGAUUUCUGUUCUCAUCCUGAAGCAAAGUUCUUAACCCGAGGGACUGUUUCUGGGUUAGCGGAGUCUGUAACCUGAAGUGUGUGUAACCUGAGGUACCACUGUACAUAUCGGUACAUCUGUUUAUAAAUGUUUAUUCACAAUACAAACAUGUAAAAUGAAAAAAGAACAAAUCUUUCCCCACCCAGCCGUAGGAUGAGCACCCAGCUGCUAGCAUAAAAAAACAUGGCUGCAAAAACUAAUAUGGCAGUGCCCCAGAACCCAGGAGAAUAGGAACAUCUUUACUUGGUGUUUCAAGAUUAUAGCGUUGGGGGCCUGGCAAACUUCCCUGGGGAGACACUUAUGUGUUCCACAGCCUGGGGCCCCCAUUUUCACCAUUGUCACAUCCUUCCAGCCUUCUCUUGGAGAUGGCACAGAGGGAAUUGAAAUUACCGCUGACUUCCCACACUCUUUUGGGUGUACAUCUUUUUGUGUUCCAUUCAGACUGUUGGGCGUGACAAAGCUUCGUGAGUGUGCCAUUUUGUGCAGUGGGUUUUAUUUUUCUAAUCGAUUUCUACAUUUGCACUGAGGGAUGUUUCUAAAAACUUUAAGCACUGCUGCGUGAAUAUAUGUGCUUUUAAUAUGGGCCCUAUGUGUUUGACCACAACUUUAAAAAUUGAAUGCGGCUGGGAAGGGAUUGACAUACUGCUAAAAUGGCGGUGAUCAUUCCGAAGUGUUGCCUGAAAUAUCACUGCACUUGUCAAAACCGUGAGAAAGCAUCCUUAAGGUGUUUUUACACCUAAGGUGAUCCAUGGGGAUUGCGGAGCUGUUCUGCUCCUUCCCUGCAAGCAAUUCGCACUGUCAUGUAACUGCCCUAUAGACAAAUCAGAAUAAAUGGUAUGUACUGUUCUGUAUUGGGGGGAUGGGCAGACUCCCCAUAAUCUCCACAUUCGGUGAAGGUUCAGAAUUUGAGCAAACUCAUGCAUUCGUGAAUUUAGCGAGGGCUGGGAAUAACACCAGCUAUCAUCCCCAUGAGGCCAACCUGGUGAUGGUGGGUCGUUGAAGAAACAUUGGUUUCCGUUAGCCCCUCAAUGGAUGUAAUCAACCUGGCAGAAGGCCCAUAGGGGGGUUGCCAGGGUAACAGGGGUGUGUGAUGUCACCACAGGAAGAGAGGGUGUCCUUGUACAACAGAGGUGUGGGGAGCAGGGGUUUCUGGGAAGAAAGAACAGGAAGUGGGCAGAACUCCAUGCAGGGACUAAAGAGCAGCAGGCUGUUGCAAAGAGAGAGUAGGACGGUGCAUAGGAUGCCUCCAUAUCCAUUGCUGGGCUGCUACGAAGUACAAGCCCCUCUUGGGAUGUAAACGCGAUGUUCUCUGUCUCCAUAAAACUCUGCAAACGAACCAUAUUUCUUAAAGCCACUAGUCUCUGCUGCAUCUCAAUUUCCCCCAAGGAAACAGAAACUCUGGUUGAGUGCCAAGACCCCUGGAAUCUCCUACUACCACUCGGCAGAAAUUGGGGUGGCCUGUAACAGUAUGGAAACCAGACAUAGUUUUCACUGUUGUGCAAGGGUUGUGUAAAUCAGGAUGCAUGCUGAAUAAACGGCUCGUUCGUUUCUCCGAGAGACAAAAAAAACCCCAUAAAAGUACAACCAUUGGAUGAUGGGAUUCGGAGAAGACCUUCUCCCACAGGCUGAUCUAAAUGGCUAGGAUUGCAGUUCUAGCCCCCCUUCCUUUCCUUGCUGGUUUUGGGGGUGGCUAGGAUGGUGGGCAAGGGACGCGGGUGGUGCUGUGGGUUAAACCACAGAGCCUAGGGCUUGCCGAUCAGAAGGUCGGUGGUUCAAAUCCCCGCGACAGGGUGAGCUCCCGUUGCUCGGCCCCUGCUCCUGCCAACCUAGCAGUUCGAAAGCACGUCAAAGUGCAAGUAGAUAAAUAGGUACUGCUCCGGUGGGAAGGUAAAUGGCGUUUCCGUGCGCUGCUGUGGUUCUCCAGAAGCGUCUUAGUCAUGCUGGCCACAUGACCCGGAAGCUGUACGCCGGCUCCCUCGGCCAAUAAAGCGAGAUGAGCGCUGCAACCCCAGAGUCGGUCACGACUGGACCUAAUGGUCAGGGGUCCCUUUACCUUUAGGAUGGUGGGCAAUUCGCCUCUGCACCAACUUCUGCUGGCAUAGAGGAAUGCUGGCUCUCUCUGCCCCCAUUACGACUGCUCUGCCUGGCACCUUUCACAUGAGAUAUGCAUGCACACACAAGAUUAUUUUUUUAGCAGCGCAUGUGAACAUAGCUCAUUUGGGGUAAAAUACGGAACGGAAACUCAACCCCGGUUGUAGCUUUUACAGCCUCCCAUUACGGAAAAAAGACUGUUUUAAUCUCCAUGUAUGUGGACACCUUAAAAUGGUAAAGAGAGCAUGAGGCCUUGAGGGUUGGGGUAAAUGCCAGAGGAAGGAGACUUCCGCAGUCUCCCUAGGCAGCUUCUUCCUCUGCUGAAAUAGCCUUGGAAGUGGGAAGGGUUUCUCCCAUAAAUAUAAUCUUUUUCCUAAUAAGGCGUGUUGGCCUGUCUCCUGAAAGAUAUUUCUGUCUCUGUCUUUUUUUUUAAAAAGAGUCAUACUCUGGGAGAUAAGGGCCUAGGAUUGGAGAAGGUUAACUUGCCCAUGUCCAUGUUUGGAUUGCCUCUUGGCUGUAAUGUUUUCCCUGCAUGGUACAUACAUGUUAAGCCUUUUCCCCCUUUUCUUUUAAAAAAAAAGGAUUGGACAACUUCACAGCUCUUGUUUAUUAUUUUUAGCUCAUCCUUAACUUCACAGAGUUCAAGGUGGAAGACAUACAGUUUUCUCAAGCCUGUUUUAUACCUAACAAGUUUGUGAGGGAGCGUUGGGUUCAACCUGAAGUUCUCCAAUAGACUUCAUGGCUGAAUGGGUGUUUGAAACCAAGUCUCCCUAGAUUAUGAGUUUGCGUACUUACACCAAACUGACUUUUGACCCACUUGGCAAGGUGGAAUUUCCAUGAAGAGCACAAAUACACUUCCUUUAUUUGUUGGCUGCGCUUCUGUGCUGAUAAACGGCACUUAGGGCUGGGCGAUAAUCUGGUUUUCAACAUCGUGAUUAUAUCACCAGCCAAACAUUGCUAUGCACCAAUAUAUCACAAUGUCUAAAAUAAGGAUGGAGACAUUGGCUGGCUUCAUGGUUCCCCCCACAUUGGUGAUUUUUGCUUAGCACACCCCCAGACACCAUGAUUUGCAGUAUAGUGCCAGCUAAAAACCAUGAAACUGAUAUCAUGAUAUGGACUUCAAACCGGUUUUGGACAAUAUAUCGCCCAGCCCUAAUGGCACUCUGAGCUACCAAUGACGCCUUUGCCUCAUGCAACAGUGCAGGGUCCAAACUGUGAACCCGAUUCUUUAGGGGCACAGAACCACAGAGCUUAGGGCUUGCCGAUUGGAAGGUCGGCGGUUUGAAUCCCUGCAACAGGGUGAGCUCCCGUUGCUCCGUCCCUGCUCCUGCCCACCUAGCAGUUCGAAAGCACGUCAAAGUGCAAGUAGAUAAAUAGGUGCCGCUCCAGCGGGAAGGCAAACGGCAUUUCCGUGCACUGCUCUGGUUCGCCAGAAGCGGCUUAGUCAUGCUGGCCACAUGACCCGGAAGCUGUACACCAGCUCCCUCGGCCAAUAAAGCGAGAUGAGCGCCACAGCCCCAGAGUCGUCCACGACUGGACCUAACGGUCAGGGGUCCCUUUACUCUAACCACCUUCAAACCAUGUUGAACACUGCCCAGCUAGGCAGAUUCUUGAAAACCAGAGGAUGGUAUACAACAGUAGGACAUCAUAUUCCAGGGUGGGUUGAAAAAACACACAACCCAAUGAUUUUAAAAGUUGCAUUUUAAAACCAGACUUUAAAAUUUUAAAUAGGAUCUUUUUUUAAUGACUUUGUUGAUUGUUGGAACAAUGGGGCAGUUGCUGUACACACCUUCCCAAGCACAUGACUAUGCAGAGUUACCUGUGCAGACCACCUGAAUGAAGCCUGUGGAACAUUGGUGCUCCCUGCACUUUGGGAACUCCUGCAGUAGGCUAUAUUCUAGCCAUGCAAAAUUAAUUUUCUACACACACACACCCCCCAACCCCAACCCCAUUCUCUGCAUUUUCCAUCUAAGCAAGUGGCAUCACUGCUCAAGGAUGCUUUCCAACCAGGCAGAACUACUUAAGAAGGGUGCAGAACAGGAUGGGGUGCGCAUGGCCUGGAGAGAGUUUUCAGGGCCAGAUAGAAGCACAUUUGGCCCCCUGGACCUGCAGUUCCCCACUCCUGCUUUAAACUAAGUUAUCAAAUGUUAAAUAACAUGCCUUUGAGGUUUAUAAAUUACGACUUGACACCCAGGCAGCAUUUGCUUUAGGGCCAGUUCAGAUAUAGACUGCAUUGUUCACUUAGAACCCGAAGCCAAGGAGUACGCUUUGUUAAGCCGUUUGGAUCCACUGGACCCAAAGCCUCAUGGAUCCCCUUGAGAUCUGGCCCUCAGCUGCAUGAGCCUGGAGCCCAGGAAGUAUAAAUGCUGUAAUAAGCAGAUAUGUUUUAAUGGUUACAACUACCAAUUAGUUAUACAUGCUUACUUAGGAAAUAUGUUAAUUGGAAUGUUGGAGGCUUUAGCCUCCUCCUUGGUGAUUUAAAUAAUAAUUUAAAUCAGUCUGUGAUUUAUAUAAAUGCCCUGCUUGUGAGUAAAUACACACACUCAAAUCCACAUUUGUACAUAGUUUAAAAACACAAAGUGAAAUAGAUAAAGCAUAGCAGCAGCAGCUAAUUUCAAAAUACCACUUGGCAAUAAUUUUCCUUUCCAUUGUGUGAACCGGCCUUUUCCUUAGUUGGGGUGUAAUGUGGGGUUUUUUAUGUUGGUCUUUGGAAAUGUAGAGAAUGGUUAAAUUAUUCAAGUAUAUAAGUAGAGGACAACAUGCAAUGGUAGAAACAUGUAUAUGCAAAAUGUUGGUAGACGAAAGUUUCGCAGAGCUGGAAAUUUAUACUUAGGUGCGUUUUUGUAGUAUAUUUCACGGCACAACAGGACAAAUCUCAUUUCCUUGCACUGUUUGCACGUUAACCAGUCUUGCGGUAUUUCUGCUUCAGAUUCCUUGCACUCUUGCAAAGUGGCUUGGGGAUUAAGGGGGCUUUUGCUUUGUUUAUAUCGAGAUAUUAAUAGCCACGUUCUCUUCUCCCCCAAUCCCCCCCCUUUUUUGUUCUUAGCUAACAGCCUUUGACCACCACCAUGAGUUGGAGUUUCCUGACACGUCUCCUCGAAGAAAUCCACAACCACUCCACGUUCGUUGGGAAGAUCUGGUUGACGCUGCUGAUCGUCUUCCGCAUCGUCCUCACCGCCGUGGGAGGCGAGUCCAUCUACUACGAUGAGCAGAGCAAGUUCGUGUGCAACACGGAACAGCCGGGCUGCGAGAAUGUUUGCUACGACGCUUUCGCCCCGCUCUCCCACGUGCGCUUUUGGGUUUUCCAGAUCAUCCUCGUCUCCACUCCCUCGGUGAUGUACCUGGCCUACGCCAUUCACAAAAUCGCCCGGAUGGUGGAGCACGGCGAGACGGAGAGGAAGUUCCGAAGCAAGCCUUUCCCCAUGCGCUGGAAACAGCACCGGGGCUUGGAAGAGGCUGAGGACGACCACGAGGAGGACCCGAUGAUGUACCCGGAGAUCGAGCUGGAGAGCGAGAACAAGGAAAACCCACCUCCGACCAAAGUGAAGCACGACGGCAGGAGGCGCAUCCGAGAGGACGGCCUCAUGAAGAUUUAUAUACUGCAACUCCUGAGCAGGACUGUUUUUGAAAUCGGCUUCCUCGUCGGCCAGUAUUUCCUCUACGGGUUCGAAGUGAGCCCGAGAUUCCUUUGCAGCCGGAAGCCGUGCCCGCACACGAUAGACUGCUUCAUUUCGCGGCCUACGGAAAAAACCAUCUUCCUGCUCAUCAUGUACGGCGUGAGCUGCCUUUGUUUACUUCUGAACGUGUGGGAAAUGCUCCACUUGGGGUUCGGCACCAUCCGGGACACGCUGAACAAUAAGCAGAAAGAGUUGGAGGACUCGGGGACUUACAACUACCCGUUCACUUGGAACACGCCGUCCGCGCCUCCGGGCUACAACAUCGCGGUGAAGCCCGACCAGAUCCAGUACACAGAACUGUCCAACGCCAAAAUGGCCUACAAGCAGAACAAGGCGAACAUCGCCCAAGAGCAGCAAUACGGCAGCAACGAGGAGAACAUCCCCACCGAGUUGGAGACCCUCCAGCGGGAAAUCAAAGUCGCCCAGGAACGCUUAGACCUCGCCAUCCAAGCCUACAACAACCAGAACAACCCAACCUGCUCCAAGGAGAAGAAGCCAAAGGGCAGCUCAAAUAAAAGCAGCGGCAGCAGCAAGUCAGGGGAUGGGAAAACCUCGGUCUGGAUUUGACGCUGCCCUGCCUGGGAAUUAAUGCUGUGCUGCUUACGCUGACCAGCAGACUCGCUGCCUAAGGAAUUCCAAUAAAUAAAAUGUUUGGCUUUGUUUAAGUUCAGGGGUGUUUGGGGCUGCCAGAGGACACUCUCCAAAGUGGUGGGGGCGGGGGGGGGGGGGGAAGAAGCGUUUGUGCUCACAUUCCACUGUUUCCAGAACAUUUAUUUCUUGUUUCUUCCAGGUCAGGAGAAGACCCGGGUUUAUUUUUUUAUUUUUUAAAAACCCAAUCAUUCUCGUUGGAACGGUUUACACUGUGUGUACAGCAUUAUGGUACAUUUUAUUAUGCACAAUUUUUGGUAUUUGUACAUUGGAUAUCUCAGUUAUACUUUUUAUAUUAAAAGGAAACAAAGUUGGUAA